This is a messenger RNA of Paramecium primaurelia, 138 nucleotides long. Lineage: Eukaryota; Ciliophora; Oligohymenophorea; Peniculida; Parameciidae. The record is from the annotation of a GenBank genome assembly.
AUGAAGUAUGUUAGGUUGAAUAAUUCAUCUAUUUUUCCAACAGAGAUUGGAUUGUUCAGAUAAUGUAAAAGAUUCUAACCCAAAGUAAGCUCACUUCAACCAAAUGAAGAGGACGCAAUGAUGUAUUCUAAGCUUUGA